Leptidea sinapis is the source of this 1709-nucleotide messenger RNA. RefSeq names its product arrestin domain-containing protein 3-like. Gene Ontology annotation, biological process: protein transport. NCBI's taxonomy places the organism in Eukaryota, Metazoa, Arthropoda, Insecta, Lepidoptera, Pieridae. Bases 175 to 1344 code for a protein of 389 amino acids. Gene Ontology annotation, cellular component: cytoplasm. The transcript is spliced from 7 exons. The record is from RefSeq and is a predicted model, not a curated record.
GUGCAACUGUCUAACGAGUAUCAGGCCAGCGCCAGCAGUAUAUUCUUUGUAUUAUGUAUUAACAACUAACAGCUAUUCAACUGUUUUAAGAAAUAUUAUUUGAUAGUUAAUUAUUGUUUUAAUUAUUGCUGUGGUGUGGGGCGUUGGCUGUUGAAUUCAUUAAGUAGUUUGAUUAUGUCUUUGAAAGGUUUUACUUUCGGCACAGUAUGUUUUGAUGAGCCACGAGCUAUUUAUUAUGCUGGCCAAACUCUAUCAGGAACUAUAAAAUUUGACAUAGAGCUGCCGGUAACAUUUACAGCAAUUAAAGCCCACUAUAGUGGUCAUGCAUCAGUUUCCUGGAAUGAAGAUCAAAGUGAAAAGUAUGGGGGAGUGGAACGAGUGAGAAUAAUAAAUUAUGUUGGCAAUGAGCUAUAUAUUAACAAUGAGCAAUAUGUCCUUGGUACUGGAGCUCCAACCCUACUUCCAGCUGGACCUCACACAAUCAAGUUCUCAUAUCAACUUCCAUAUAAUAUACCAUCAUCAUUCAAUGGAGAAAAAGGAAGCAUAAAGUAUUGUAUGACAGCAUAUUUAGAAUACCCUGAGGGACAUCAUGAUAAAUUAACUGCCGAUUUUGAUAUUGUUGAUCCACUAGACCUUAACACAAUUGAAUGCUUAAGGAAGCCAAUAGAGACAGAAUAUGAUGAGGUAUCUAGUUGUAACAUGUUCUGCCAAAGUCAGCCAAUUAUUAUAAAGAUAGUUGUACCAGUGGGUGGCUAUUGUCCAGGACAAACUAUACCAAUUGGAAUACAGGCACAAAAUGACAGCAGUGUUGAAGUAACAAGAAUUAAGUUUCAAUUGAUUCAGAGAGUGAGAUAUCACAGCACACACCCAAGGUCUACGUAUGUGACUCCCGAGGAAGUGUUGGAGUCAGCCAGUCAAGGACCCAUAAUGAGCCACACCAAACGAUCUCUCACAUGUCCAUUAAGAGUUCCCGAUAUCAUUGCGUACAAUACACAAGCCUGUGGUAUUAUUGAAGUUGCUUACUUUAUAAAGAUGUUAAUUAAGAUGUCGGGAUGUGUCGACAACUGUGAAGACGAUCAUGAGAUCAGGCUUGGUCUUAUCCCGAUUCAGGAAACACUAACAGACUCUUACGUUCAUCCAUUAUCACACCUACUUCCAACCGCACCCAUACCUAAAGCCAAUAUGAACUAUUCACAGAACGGCGAAGUCCAAAAGAAUGUCAAUGAAAAUGAUAGUGGAUUCAGACAGUAUGACAUAGGCUUCAAAGUCCCAGGGUUACCGUUAUUACCGUUGGUAACUGUUGGUUCUAAUAUACCUCAGCCGUCAGCUCCACCGUUGCCUUAAUGUGAAAUUAUUGGUUCUAAGUCUGAAUAACUUUAAGAAAUGAUAAUUUUAGCUUAGAGAAUUCUUAUUUUUUAUCUCGAAAUUAUUAUAUUAUACUUAUAAUACUCUGACGUUUCGAUUGUAAUGUUAUAUGAUAUAUACAUAUUAGAUUAAGCAUAAAAUAUUUGAUAAAUCACUAUACAGCAAGAGCUUUAAUUAUUAAAUUGUUAUUUUUUUAUAUUAUGAUAGUGAUAUAGAUUUUGGCAAAGCGCUUUCAUUUUUCACUUGGUGCUUUUCAAUAUUUUUUGAAGAAUUUUAUUGUAAUACUUUUUACAUGUUCUUAAUAAGUAUAUUAUGUGAUUCAAAAUAAAAUGUCAUGCUAAAAA